Messenger RNA from Bradysia coprophila, 2085 nucleotides. RefSeq lists its product as uncharacterized. Lineage: Eukaryota; Metazoa; Arthropoda; Insecta; Diptera; Sciaridae. The record is from RefSeq and is a predicted model, not a curated record.
AAAUGGAAAAUGGUUUUGUGUCAAAAAUUGAUUGCAGAAUAAUUGUUUUGUGAGUUGUGCGCGUUACAUACACUCGACCAAUGUUUCAUUCAUUGUUAUAUGGAUAAUGUGAGCUAGCAAACUAAGCAAGUGAAUCUUAGAUAUCGUUGUAUACCGACCGAGAACGCCAAGAAGAUCUCAUUUCUUGAGAAGUUUGCGAUUUGUAUUUCAACAAAAGUGCAGUCAUUGUGAAGUCGACACUAAAUGACUAAGAGGAUAGACUUACAUUUCCAUACAAAUCCAAAUCCAAAGUCAUGUCAUUUUCUGUAUUGGCAUCAGCAUCAGCAUAUGAAGUUGAAAAUGAAGUUAAUUACUCAAACUCAAACGGACAACAAUAUGAUUUACCACUGUACCACAAACUGUUUGACGCAACGGAACCGCUUUUACAGGAAUCAUUUGCGGGAAGUAUUUUCGGUAAAUUGUCAAGUGUAACAUUUGAGUGGAAAAAUGGUAGCGAUUCAGAAUACACAUUUUUGAUACGGGAUAUGGUGCAAGGAACGUUACAAGCACAUGGAUUUGUCACCGACCUCAAUAUCAUCGUCAAAGACAUGGAUGGAAAUGAAAUGCUUCACAUCAGGAAUGCAAACGGAUCACUUAUGCACACCUUUGAAGUACUCCAUAAUGAUGGGAACAUUGGUUCAGUGGAAUACUAUCCAAAUGAUUCAGUCAACACCUGCCUUAAGAUUAAUUCUAUGAACGCUAAUUUCAUUGUCAAGUCGCUGCACUUUGGCGACUUUGAAAUUUUUCGUGACCAAUCAUCUCCGAAUCCAUUGUGCAACAUUAAGAUUCCAUAUGGUAAAAUUUUCAUUGAAAACGAAUUUAGCGGGACCAUCAUAUUUCAUCCAGACACUGGCAUAACAAAUAUUGAACAAUUAUUGUGUACGGCUGCAGCAAUUGCAUUUAAAGUAACCAGGAAACGAUGUCUCGCAAAUAAAGAUAAAAAUACGACUUUUUGGGCCUACUUUUGGGGAAUUGCUAUCUUCUCUCUUCUAAUUGGAUUAGCUGUGUUUAUUUUCCAUUAGUUUUUUUAAGAAGGUUGGUAAUGGGAAAAUAUUCAAAUAAGCAAUCAAGGCUGUAAACUUUGGGGACGCAGAUCGCCAUUUUAUUAGAUACGCGGGAACACACCACUUUUGAAGAUUUUACAUAUAAAAAAAACUCAUCACAUCGUCACGGCGACGAGAAGACGAGAAGUAGGUGAAUUUUUUUUAUGAAAUCCGCCAUUUUAUCGUCAGUAGUGGUGUGUCACCCGAGUAUCUGUAUCUGCGUGACAUUCCCAAAGCUUACAGCCUUGUAAGCAAUAACAGCGACGGAACAUUUUCAUAUUAACAAUUUUACAUUAUUAAGUUUGUGCAAAUGCAAAUGACGUAGCUAUAAGUCAACUUAUAAAUCCUAAUUUUUAAGUUAUAAGCCAGUCACUUAUAAGUUAUGAGCCACAUGGUUAUCUAUGACGUAUAAGUCGACUACUUUGAAGUAAAGGUUAUGAGUUCAUAAGUUUAUAGGUCAAAGGUUUAUAGGUCGAAAGUUCUAGAGAUGGUGACCUGGUUGACCAUGUAAAGUAACAAAUCUUUAGGAACCAAUGUAAAGUCCAUUCAAGAAGGAAACGACCAGCACUAGGACCAAGGCAACUAUAUAUAGACGAACAUUUCAACUUGUCAAAAAUCUAAAAAGUUCCUUUUGAUAAUGAAAAAAGGCUUCAAUUCGAGUUCAACGAGCUAUAGAUCACUAAAAACGGCGCAUUAGAACCGGAGAAAACUCGCUUCCAGUUCUGAUGAUUCUCAUACAGUUCCGUACAUUUUACCCUCAUCGAGGUAAUAUAAAUGUUUCACCAUAGUUUUUGUACACUAAAUGUUUGUUAUUGCAAAAAAGAGAACUAAUUGUGCACUUUUGAUAAAUUAAAUACUAAAAUAAAGCUAGAUUUUUCAACAAAAAAAAAAUCAGGGAUAAGUUUUAUUCUUGAAAGAAAAUUCCUUAAUGUCAUUUUUUUUAAUUUCACUUUAUUAUUGUCCCUUUUUCUAAGUGUGGAACACAAUCAGUAGGAAACUGUAA